CGCGGCCGUGUUCUCCUUCCACGCUACCUGACUCCAUUUCCCAAGAUCCCAUGAACAGUAACGUCAACAACUCACGCUCACCUUCACCCAAUCAUGUUACGCUCCGACGCUCAGACUCACCUGUGUUCUGAGUUAGUUCCGGUUCAUUUCCCUCUAGCUUCCUGUAUUUAAGGCGGCCGCUUGUAAACAAACUCCGCGAGGUAUUGUUAACUCAUGUUACAUACUAAGCGUUUCCCUGUGUAUUGUUUUUGCCUUCUCGUUACGACCCUAUUUUCGGAUUAUCGGUUUAUGUCUUUUGUUUUGCCCUUUCUGGAUUUGAUGUAUGGUUGGACUGUUUCUCGGUUACGAACUCGGACUGUAUUUUUGACUACGUCUUCUGUCAUCGGUGAGAUCUUUGUUUGCCUGGCUAUUCUGUUAGCAGUAUCUGUUAGCUUUACUGCUAAUAAACCUGUUUGUAUUUUUAACUCGGCUCGCGUCACUCCUCACUACCUGGCGUCACAGAAUACCUCGCCUGAAGUGAUGGCCGAGUUUAAUGAUCUCCAGCAGGCAGUCGGGAACCAGGGGAGGGUUCUCGAACAGCAUAGCCAGCUUUUUGAGAGCCUUGCUAACACCGUUACUGCUCUUACUACCCAGCAGUCAGAUCAACACUCUCAGCUAGCUCAGAUAACUGCUAGCCUUCAGGAUAUCGCUACUCAGCUUGCCCAGCUGAGAGUGGCCACUCCAGCUAGCCUAGCCUCUGCUAACCAGGCCCCGGUUAGCUCUCCUGCUAUCGCUCCCUCGACAGCCGCUUUUCCGGUAAGCAAACCUGAUAAAUAUGAUGGUUCUCCAGAUUUAUGCAGAGGCUUUCUCUUGCAGAUGUCACUAUUUUUUGCUAAUUCAGCAGUUAGUGCCGACGCUGCGCGUAUUUCGUUUUUUAUAUCUCGUCUCACCGGCAAGGCUUUGGAUUGGGCUACUGCUAUUUGGCCUAGUAUUGAAAAUAGCCCAUACGAGCAUUUCCUCAGGGAAUUUAAGUUGGUUUUUGAUCACCCGCAUCACGGACAAUCUCAGGGAGAGUUAUUGGUUCAGUUACGUCAAGGAAACCGACCCGUGUCUGAUUUCGCUCUCGAAUUCCGUACUUUGGCUGCUGGUAGUGGUUGGAAUGAACCAGCUCUACGCGUGAUGUUUCGAAAUGGACUCAGGGCUGAUGUUUUGGCCGAAUUAGCUUGCAAGGAUGAUGGGCUGCCUUUGGAUGAACUUAUAUCUUUAGCCAUCAGACUUGAUCAGCUCAAACAGAGCUCAGUACCUGGCCGUAGAGCUGCUGCUACUUCUCCUCGUUUUGCUACGCCACGCGCAUCUGGAUUUACUCCACGGACCACACUCAGGGAUGAGGAACCCAUGCAAGUAGACGCUACCCGUUUGUCAAAAGAAGAAAGAAAGCGACGAUUUCAAGCUGGAUUAUGCUUCUAUUGUGGCAGUGCAGAUCAUGUGUUGCGAGAUUGUCAGCUUUGCCCCUCCCGAGUUCAACGCCAAGAUACUUCAGGCUCGUCCUACGGUGGGCUCUCCCAUGGUUAUCAUGGCAACCCGGACCGUCCAUAUGAGCCAUCUGCUACUAACUCGGGAAAGCGUGUGGAGAGGAUUCCACACGCUAAAGGGGUAAGCCGACUUAGUCCUGAUAUGUUUUCAAGAUCUUUUAUUAUUUCUGUUGUUCUGUUCUGCCAGUCUUCUUCAUUUGUGUUUCCAGCCCUGAUUGAUUCCGGUGCCGAGGGGAACUUUAUACACGAGCAGCUGACCAGACAACUCCAGAUUCCGUUCGAACAAUUGGAAAAUCCUAUGAGACUGUCUGCGGUGGAUGGGACCCCAGUUGGCCGAGGAGCUGUUUCCCACACCACCACACCUGUCAAGCUCAACGUCAGCGCUCUGCACUCAGAAGAGAUCAGGAUAUCAACCACCCAUCAUGCCCUGGUCAGCCGAACCUUCUAAUAUUCCUGCGGUAGACGAUUGGAUGCGUCGGAGCGAGGAAGUGUGGGAGGAGACUCACAGACGCAUUGAGGCUGUUUUACAACGGCAGAAACAACAGGCUGAUCGCCUACGCCGUGAGACCCCCCUUUACUCUCCUGGUGAUCGGGUUUGGCUAUCUACCAGGGAUUUCCGGCAACCAGAUGCUAAUAAGAAACUUUCAGUUAAGUAUAUUGGCCCUUUCAAAGUCAUUAAGAGAAUUAAUGAAGUUACCUACCGUCUCGAUCUACCCUCUCACUACCGUGUAUGCCCUUCUUUUCAUGUGUCUUUAUUAAAGCCGGUUAUCCCUGGUCCGUUGGAUGAGACAUCGCUUGGGGCGUCUCCUCCUCCUCCGGUGGCUAUGGACGGUGGCCCGGUUUAUGCGGUAGAACGACUUUUGGACUCCAGGAGGAGAAGGGGAGCCCUGGAGUAUCUGGUGGACUGGAAGGGCUACGGACCUGAGGAAAGAAGUUGGGUUCCGGCAACUGAUGUCCUGGAUCCUUUAAUGGUGGAUGACUUUCACCGGUCUCAUCCAUCCCGUCCUGCACCACGCCCCAGAGGUCGCCCUAGGAGAAGGUCUCCAGGUCCAAGAAGGGGUAGACGCGGUGGUUCUGUCUCUGUCCGGUCCCUCAGUUCGGUCCGCAGUCCCAGGAGGGGUCGUCCCAGGUCCAGGGCUUCCAUCCAUUCCGUUCCCGUUUCUGGGCCACCUGUUCAGGACUCCGCUGAGGUUGGGGGGGCUGUCUCCUUGUGUCGUCCUCAUCCUUCGGAUUAUUCGGACUCUUUGGAGGGGGGUACUGUCACGCGGCCGUGUUCUCCUUCCACGCUACCUGACUCCAUUUCCCAAGAUCCCAUGAACAGUAACGUCAACAACUCACGCUCACCUUCACCCAAUCAUGUUACGCUCCGACGCUCAGACUCACCUGUGUUCUGAGUUAGUUCCGGUUCAUUUCCCUCUAGCUUCCUGUAUUUAAGGCGGCCGCUUGUAAACAAACUCCGCGAGGUAUUGUUAACUCAUGUUACAUACUAAGCGUUUCCCUGUGUAUUGUUUUUGCCUUCUCGUUACGACCCUAUUUUCGGAUUAUCGGUUUAUGUCUUUUGUUUUGCCCUUUCUGGAUUUGAUGUAUGGUUGGACUGUUUCUCGGUUACGAACUCGGACUGUAUUUUUGACUACGUCUUCUGUCAUCGGUGAGAUCUUUGUUUGCCUGGCUAUUCUGUUAGCAGUAUCUGUUAGCUUUACUGCUAAUAAACCUGUUUGUAUUUUUAACUCGGCUCGCGUCACUCCUCACUACCUGGCG
Astyanax mexicanus (Mexican tetra) is the source of this 3269-nucleotide messenger RNA. RefSeq lists its product as uncharacterized. The coding region runs from base 1829 to 2905 and encodes 358 amino acids. The record is from RefSeq and is a predicted model, not a curated record. Lineage: Eukaryota; Metazoa; Chordata; Actinopteri; Characiformes; Acestrorhamphidae. The transcript is spliced from 2 exons.